UAACACAUAUUGGCAAGACCUUUUACAGUUGCAUGCAGGUAGCAAUCAAAUUUGUCAGAACAAAAUGUAAACACACUGAGAAAGAAGAAACUUUACAGGGAAAUCAUUGUUGCUACUUCUGGUAGGCUACUUCCUUUUUACGGAACUUCUUUGAAGAGCUUCUUUGAAGAAGGUCGUUCUUCGGGACGUGCCGAGCUUUCUGUUUGAGUUCACUUCAGCUGGGGUGUUUCGGAAGGCAAGGACACACAUUUGACCAGGAAAGUGCUCAGGACCAAGGGUCAAGAGCACUGUGAGAACGCAUCACCUGAAGAUGGCAAAUGACAAGAGCAACGCGUUCGAAUCGCUUUAGGACGCAACAUUGGACUUCAGUCAACGAUAUUGAUGUAUAUUCUUUAGAAAUUAUAUCAGCAAAUAAGAAUGCUUUGCAUGCAUGUUAAAUCCAUAGCGUAUUUUAAAUUUUAGUUCAGUAUAUUGUUUUUACUUUGAGGUUGUAGACGUUUUUUUUUUUAGAGGAACAAUAUCAUGAAGUUCAACGGGUAUCUAAAGCUUAGAAUUGGUGAGGCGUUGGACCUUAAACCAACUACUUUUUCCCUUCGCCAUUCUACAAUGUUCAACAAAACAGCUCCCACUUUGGACCCUUACAUUGUGAUAAAGGUGGACGAGUACAAAAUUGGACAGACGCAUACAAAGCAGAAAACCAACAUGCCAACUUACAACGAAGAGUUCUGCCUCAAUGUCAACGACGGCAAGCAUAUAGAGUUGGCUGUAUUUCACGAUGCACCCAUAGGGUAUGACGAUUUUGUUGCUAACUGCACAUUUCAAUUUGAGGACCUGAUGAAAACCUUGAACACAGAGACUUUUGAAGGAUGGGUGGACCUGGAGCCAGAGGGCAAGGUGUUCAUCCUCAUAACACUCAAUGGCUCCUUCAUUGAUGAUGACGCCACGGGGAAGGCCAAGGUGUUCAAGCAGUUCAACAGGAAGAGGCAAGGGGCCGUGAAACGCAAGAUCCAUCAGGUCAAUGGACACAAGUUCAUGUCCACCUUCCUACGGCAGCCCACCUUCUGCUUCCACUGCAAAGAGUUCAUCUGGGGUGUGUUUGGGAAGCAGGGCUACCAAUGCCAAGUAUGCACGUGUGUGGUUCACAAGCGAUGUCAUCAGUUGGUUGUCACGGUGUGUCCACGAAUGAAGAAGCCUGUCAAGGAGCCGACCACCAACCAAGGCUUCAGUAUCAACGUCCCUCACAAGUUCAACAUCCACAACUUUAAGGCUCCCACCUUCUGUGACCACUGUGGUUCUCUACUGUGGGGCCUUGUCAGACAGGGUCUACACUGCAAGAGCUGUAAGAUGAACGUGCACAUCCGCUGUAAGGGCAACGUAGCACCCAGCUGUGGGGUCAACAGUGUGGAGCUGGCCAACAAGUUGGCAGAGAUGGGCCUGCAGGCCGGGGGGUUCUCCAAACGCAAUUCGCUGUCCACUGGAGUGCAGGGCCAGGAGCGGGCCCUCAGUGUGAGGAGAGAGAGUGAAACCCCUCAGCAGCAGACCAGACAUCUGGGCAUCUCUGACUUCACCUUCCUACAGGUGCUGGGGAAGGGUAGCUUCGGCAAGGUGAUGCUGGCUCGGUUGAACAGCGGUGAGCGGGUGUUUGCAGUGAAGGUGCUGAAGAAGGACAUAAUUCUGCAGGACGAUGAUGUUGAGUGCACCAUGACAGAGAAGAGAGUGCUGUCACUGGCCAGCUCCCACCCGUACCUCACUCAGCUCUACUGCUGCUUUCAGACACCGGACCGCCUGUUCUUUGUGAUGGAGUUUGUCAAUGGAGGCGACCUCAUGUUCCACAUCCAGAAGUCCAGAAAGUUUGAGGAGUGCCGCGCUCGCUUCUACACCGCCGAGAUCACCUCUGCACUUAUUUUCCUGCACAGCAAGGGCAUCGUCUACAGGGAUCUGAAGCUGGACAAUGUGCUCCUUGAUAAGGACGGACACUGUAAGCUGGCUGAUUUCGGCAUGUGCAAGGAGGGCAUGUUUGAAGGUGUGGCCACAGGCACCUUCUGCGGGACUCCUGACUACAUCGCCCCAGAGAUCCUUCAGGAGAUGCAGUACGGGCCGUCUGUGGACUGGUGGUCUCUCGGCGUGCUGCUCUAUGAGAUGCUGUCUGGCCACGCCCCCUUUGAGGCAGAGAACGAGGACGACCUGUUUGAGUCCAUCCUGAAUGAGGAGAUCAGCUAUGCAUCCUGGCUGAGUGCUGAGGCAGUCAAUAUCCUGAAAGCUUUCCUGACUAAGAACCCUGCCCGGCGUCUAGGCUGCGUGGCGGCGGAGGGUGGGGAGAACGCUGUGACUAACCACGUCUUCUUCACUGGAAUCAACUGGGACAAGCUGAACUGCAGGGAGCAGGAGCCGCCCUUCAAACCCCGCAUCAAAACUGCAGAGGACGUGAACAACUUUGACCCAGACUUCACCCAGGAGGAGCCCACCCUGACGCCCAUUGAGGAUCUCCUUCCCUCUGUCAACCAGGACGAGUUCCACAACUUCUCUUUCACCUCUCCUGAGCUGCUGGACGACUAGGAGGCCCUGUGUGACCCCCCCCCCCCCCCCCCCCCCCCUGCACCUCCAGAUGACUGGAGCCAUACAGGAUCACAAUGUGUCUAGCUCUGGCUAGUUCACUGGCACAGUUGACUGUUUGGCACUGCCUUAGCCUGUAUCUCUAAUUUUGAAAGGCAGUUUAGACUCCGCCCUCGUCACUGUGGUAUAUGACUGUCUGGUUCUCUGUGGAGAGAGAGAGAGGUUACUCAAUGAGGCCAGAUUUUAGUCAGAUGUUGUUUUUCCACGAUCCUUCCCUUCAUCUUUGGAAAACAUGGGACAGUCUUGACUUGUAACCUUGUGUAUUAAUGCUCUUACAGUAUCUGACUGCAAUGCAAAGCAAUUUUAAUGGCAAUUUGUCCCCUGAUAUGGAAAGAUGAAUUUGCCUACAGGUACUUCAAGAUGAAUACAAGCACUUUUUGAACUAA
Oncorhynchus kisutch (coho salmon) is the source of this 2999-nucleotide messenger RNA. RefSeq names its product protein kinase C eta type. The record is from RefSeq and is a predicted model, not a curated record. Bases 523 to 2556 code for a protein of 677 amino acids. Gene Ontology annotation, molecular function: diacylglycerol-dependent serine/threonine kinase activity; ATP binding. Gene Ontology annotation, biological process: protein phosphorylation. The transcript is spliced from 14 exons. NCBI's taxonomy places the organism in Eukaryota, Metazoa, Chordata, Actinopteri, Salmoniformes, Salmonidae.